CCACCCGGAUAGAGAGGAAAAGCGAGCUCUGGGCCCGCCAGGUGAGGGGAGGAACGCCCGCCCGCUCACCUCCGAAGAGGCGGGGCGCGGCUCUCGAUUACCCGCAGGGGCGGUGCUGGCCGAUCACCUGGGCCGAGGCGGAACUGAAGGGUCCGGUCACUGCCCGGAGAACCUGUAACUAAGACUCACCUGUGCGGGGGCCGGAGGCGGGACCGGGGCCAGAACUCACCUGAGCCGGUGGAAACCCGCCGCGGGUUCGCCCAGCGAAGAGGGGGAGGCGCCCCCGGCCGGCCCCAUCCGAGCGCCCCUCCGUGGGUCCGCGCGGCCGCCAUGACCUGGAGCGCCACCGCCCGGGGCGCCCACCAGCCCGACAACACCGCGUUCACUCAGCAGCGCCUCCCCGCCUGGCAGCCGCUGCUGUCAGCCAGCAUCGCGCUGCCGCUCUUCUUCUGCGCCGGCCUGGCCUUCAUCGGCCUGGGCCUGGGCCUCUACUACUCCUCCAACGGCAUCAAGGAGCUCGAGUACGACUACACCGGCGACCUGGGCACCGGCAACUGCUCGGUGUGCGCCGCCAUCGGCCAGGGCCGCGCGCCGCCGCCCCGCUGCUCGUGCGCCUGGUACUUCUCGCUGCCCGAGUUCUUCCAGGGCCCCGUGUUCCUCUACUACGAGCUGACCAACUUCUACCAGAACAACCGGCGCUACGGCGUGUCCCGCGACGACGCGCAGCUGAGCGGGCUUCAGAGCGCGCUGCGCCACCCGGUCAACGAGUGCUACCCCUACCAGUACAGCGCGGCCGGCCUGCCCAUCGCGCCCUGCGGCGCCAUCGCCAACAGCCUCUUCAACGACUCCUUCUCGCUGUGGCACCAGCGCCUGCCCGGCGGGCCCUACGUCGAGGUGCCGCUCGACCGCACCGGCAUCGCCUGGUGGACCGACUACCACGUCAAGUUCCGCAACCCGCCGCUGGUGAACGGCAGCCUGGCGUUGGCCUUCCAGGGCACCGCGCCCCCGCCCAGCUGGCACCGGCCGGUCUACGAGCUCAGCCCAGACCCGAACAACACCGGCUUCAUCAACCAGGACUUCGUGGUGUGGAUGCGCACGGCGGCGCUGCCCACGUUCCGCAAGCUGUACGCGCGCAUCCGCCAGGGCAACUACUCGGCCGGGCUGCCGCGGGGCACCUACCGCGUCAACAUCACCUACAACUACCCGGUGCGCGCCUUCGGCGGCCACAAGCUCAUCACCUUCAGCAGCAUCUCGUGGAUGGGCGGCAAGAAUCCGUUCCUGGGCAUCGCCUACUUGGUGGUCGGCUCCCUCUGCAUCCUCAUGGGCUUUGUCAUGCUGGUCGUCUACAUUCGCUACCAGGACCAGAACGACGAAGACGAGGACGACGAGUGUCUGAAGCUGGGCCUGACGCAAUCACUGCAUCCAGUUUUCCAGGGGGUCCUUUGUUCCCAGGGGCAGUGACAAGCAUAAUGUUGCAAGUUUGGUCUAGCACUCCUUCUUGAACAUAGGAAGCGCUCUACAAUGUACAGAAUAAGUGAAAACAACAAGCUGGCAUACAGAUUUGCAGAGCAGGGUUUGUAUCAAUUCAUUUGAUAUUUGAGUGUAAGAAAUUAAAAGGUUUUUUUUGGGGGGGGGGGGGGUGGCCAGGAACCGUGUAGAAACUUGAAAAUGCCAGGUCAGUUUGUAUAGUUCAGAGGGAAUGUUUUAACCUUAGAAUCAGAUAGCCGGAGGGGAUCUUAGAGGGAAAGUGAUUUCCCUAAAGUCAUAUCUGUGUCUCCUGACUCUGGACUCAGUCCUCUUUGUCAUCUAAAUGACUUUUUAUGCUUAGAGAGAAAGGGCUACGUUCAUACCUUUUCCCUUGGGUUUAAGAAAAAAAAAAUUUUAAUCUAUGUUCUCAGAUGAACCAUGUUUGUUUUUAGUAAUAUGUUUAAAUGAAUGCUAAGGAAUAUAGUCUUAUGUCAACUAGAAUCUUAAGAAUUAUUUGAACCUUUGAGAUAAUGUUAAACUCUGACUACUCUAAAAUCAUUCUAAUAUAUAUAAAAUUAUUCUAAGAAAAUAGAAUUUUAAAAACCCCUUUUAUGGCAAAAGAACUUUAAAAAAGUGAGAUCAUCUUAACCAGUUUAUUUGCCAAAAGCAGUUAUUUGGUGUUCUGUCAGAAUUCUCAGUGCCUGUUCUCAAUUAUGGCUACUUUCCAGUUACUACCAUUUUUGCUCAUGCGUAUAAGGCAGUGCAAUACCUUGAGGUAUUUUUUUAAGUAGUCAAAGCAAUAUUGAAUUGUAUUGAAUAAUUUACAUUAAUUUUAUUUUACUCUUCUAGUCCUUUGAAAACUAAUAGCCGAUAGACAGCGUGCAUGUUCAUUGACAUGUGUCUCAGAUCUUCUGGAACAGUUGUGAUUUUAGAGAUUCUGUCUCAGUAUUUACAUAAACCAAAAAAUGUUUUAUAAUCCCAGUGUGCUGGCUUCCCAACUCCUGAAUGUAACACAAUUUUACCGUCAGAUUGUGUAUUGUGAUUUUAGGCUAUGAAUAUAUGAUCAGAUAGAUAGAGAGUAAUUUUUAUUUAUUAUGAAUGUUUGAUCGAGCAGCCCUUCUUUAUGAUGGAUAAGAGAAUUUACUACAUUUUUUUACUACUUAGUUGAGAACAACCAUGUAUAUUGCCAUCACUCUUACAAUAAUCAUUGUAUUGCUAUAACAUUUUAAAUGAGACUACAAAAUUUAAGGUAUUCUGAUUAAAUCAAUGAAUAUGGUUCCAAGCCCUAUUGAUUCUCUGGGUUUCUGAAAGAGAAUAAAGGUUAUGUUUGUGUUGCCUUUGU
Messenger RNA from Balaenoptera ricei (Rice's whale), 2809 nucleotides. It is a transcript of the gene CDC50B, whose product is annotated as transmembrane protein 30B. NCBI's taxonomy places the organism in Eukaryota, Metazoa, Chordata, Mammalia, Artiodactyla, Balaenopteridae. Gene Ontology annotation, cellular component: plasma membrane; endoplasmic reticulum; Golgi apparatus. The transcript is spliced from 2 exons. Gene Ontology annotation, biological process: phospholipid translocation. Bases 331 to 1461 code for a protein of 376 amino acids. The record is from RefSeq and is a predicted model, not a curated record.